Molecule: messenger RNA, 4844 nt
Organism: Laetiporus sulphureus 93-53
Lineage: Eukaryota; Fungi; Basidiomycota; Agaricomycetes; Polyporales; Laetiporaceae
Product: P-loop containing nucleoside triphosphate hydrolase protein
Exons: 5
Coding region: 138-4577 (1479 amino acids)
Biological process (GO): transmembrane transport
Cellular component (GO): membrane
Molecular function (GO): ABC-type oligopeptide transporter activity; ATP hydrolysis activity; ATP binding
Source: RefSeq, a predicted model, not a curated record
UCGCCGACCAUGACAAUUGACAAAAGCAAUGGCCCAACUAUUCGCCUCCUCGCGAUCCCUUCCUCCUUCUCCCCUUCGUACCACCGCCAUUUCACCCCUUGCGUCGUCCCGCGGGCCUCGCAGUCAACUCUCCUGCGAUGUCCGACACGACUGUUACGACCCCUCAUGCCUCUACCUCCGACCUCGAACAGAAAUUCGAGUCUACCACAACGGUCCAGGUUCAGUCCAGGGAAUCCGCGCACCCUCAUCCGGUCUCCUCUCCUCCUCAACCCUCCGUCAGACUACUCUUCUCACUGGUUUCGCGGCGUGACUUCUACUGUCUCCUUCUCCCGGCGAUCCUCACUUCUAUGCUGGCUGGCGGCGUGGCACCUUUCAUGACUUAUGUCAUUGGGGAGUCAUUUGAUGCAUUCGCCAACUUUCCCACCACUCCAAAUCCUUCGCAAGCUGCGAAGAAACAGCUGCUCCAUGGCGUAGGCAUCGCAGCGCUGGAACUAGUCGGCUUGGCCUUUGGCGCACUCGCACUCAGCACCAUCACAUCCAGUUUGUGGAUAUGGACUGGCGAGCGCAACCUGAUGGCUGUGCGUAAGGAAGUAUACGCUGCAGUAACCCAGAAGGAGAUGGUGUGGUUCGACACAAAGAUGGGUUCCGAGGACUCCGUCACAACGACAGACGGAGACGGCCCUGUCGGCGCUGGAGGACUCAUGGCGAGGUUCGCCAGAGAGACCGAUGAAGUCCGGAUGGCAUCCUCACUGGCGUCCGGAUUCAUCGUUCAAUACAUGACCUCAUGCAUUACCUGCGUCGUCCUCGCCUUUGUGGAAUCAUGGUCGCUCACGCUCAUCAUCCUUUCCUCGGUACCCAUCCUCAUGUUCAUUCAGGUGGUUUCGCAGAUUUUCGCCGGAGCCUACCUCAAUGUCGAGCGCUCUGAGACUGCAAAGGCAGCGACGCUCGUGGAUCGCGCCAUUGCCGCGAUCGCGACCGUGAAAGCGUUCAACGCGGAGCCCCACGAGCACGCCAAGGUCGGUGGUGUGCUUGACGCGAUGCAGGCAGCGGCAAAUGGAUGCAUCACCGUGUGGGGCAUUACCGCGACGUGCGCGCAGUUCGUCACAAUGGCGAUGUUCGUGCAGGGCUUCUGGUUCGGCUCAAAGCUCGUACGUGAUGGGAGCAUAACGCCGGGCACAGUCAUGUCUGUUUUCUGGGCGUGCCUCAUUGCAGCGAACAACCUGCAGAUGUGUAUUCCGCAGAUCGUCGUGCUCAGCAAGGGCAAGUUCUCCAUGGCUGCCCUGCUCGCACUUGCCGAGUCCGAGCCGGCUGCACCACUCGGCCGUCCGGGAUCGAUGGCGCUCAAGCGCAGCAGCCGCCGACAAACGCACCUCCGCAAGAUCGUCCCAGGGAAGUGUCGCGGCGAGUUUGAGCUCGACAAUAUCACUUUCGCGUACCCAUCGCGCCCGAGUAUGCCGGCGCUCAAGGACGUGUCCAUUUUCCUCCCUUCAGAUGAAACGUCGUUCAUCGUCGGCAGCUCCGGCUCGGGAAAGUCGACCAUUGCUCAGCUCCUCCUGCAGAUGUACCUGCCGCAGGGCGGGUCGAUCCGUCUCGAUGACCAGGAGACGGCGUAUCUGGACGAGGAGUGGAUGCGCUCACACGUCGCGGCCGUUUCGCAGGGUUGCAUCUUGUUCGACAUGACAGUACACGAAAACGUCGCGAUCGGGCUGGCGUUCCCUGGAAGCUCGCGUCGGCCGGAGGACGUUUCGCGCGCAGAGGUCGAGGCUGUGUGCCGUGCGGCGCUCAUGCAUGAGUUUGUUCGGGACCUGCCCAACGGCUACGAUACGCAAUUGGGCACUGGUGGUGCGAACCUUUCUGGUGGCCAGAAGCAGCGCCUGGCCAUCGCGCGGGCGCUUUUGCGUAACCCUACUGUUCUUAUUCUAGACGAGGCGACGUCCGCGCUAGACGCGACGUCGCGCAUUCUUGUGUUCGAAGCGGUCAAGCGCUGGCGCCAGAACAUGACGACGAUCGUCAUCACACACGAUCUCUCGCAGAUCGCGUCGGACGACUUUGUGUAUAUGCUCAAGGAUGGGCAACUCGUCGAGCAGGGCUACCGGUCCGAGCUCGAGGCGUGCACGUAUGGCGAGUUUCGGCAGAUGGUCGACAUGCAGGACGCAUCGGGUGGCUUCCCCGAGAAGCCUGCGGAAGAGCUUGUGCCGGUGCCCGUGGAGGCGAUCCUCGAGCAGCAGCUCGCUGAGAUGCAGGAGGAGAUCGAUACGGUGCGUAUAGGGACAAAGGCGCUCAGGCACCAGACGAUCACGCAGUCGACCUUCCGCCCGCUGACGAUGGGCAACUGGAUGUUCGACGCUGUUGCGGAUCUGACGAAUUCGACAACCACGAUUCCGCCCGCCGUUCUCAAUGCGCGGAUCGAGCAGCCCGUCAGUCGGAUCUCGCCCGCAGAUGAGGAAGAGGACGAGAAGCCCAUCAAGGAACGCCGUCGGAAGACGCUGCAUAUUGACAUCCCUUCGCCUCCCGCGAUGGUCGCCACCAACCACCGGUACAGUCUGCAAUUUACGCCGACAUCUCCUACAGCCUACUCUCUGAGGUCGACUACGACGCUCUGCUCCCCUCAAGCCCUGGAUGAUGACGACUUUGAUGCGGAGAAGGCCAUGCUACGGAAGAACGCGAGCCAGGUCACGAUCAAGCGUCAUGGAGCGCACUCGAGCGAGUCACUCCCUGCUAAGCGUCCCCGGACGAAGUGGGACGAAAAGACCCUGGAAGCGCUGCAGGCGAUCAAGGUCGAAUCAUCCGAGAACGUCGGGUCAAAGCCGGAGGUGCCUACUGAGCCACCCAUGCAGUCCUUCUGGAGCUUGGUCCGCGACGUCUACCCGACACUUCCCACGAAACCCUUCAUCAUCAUCGGCAUCACGGUAUGCGCUGCUAGCGGUGCCAUGACGCCACUUUUUGCAUUCCUCCUCUCGCGUAUCUUCGUCGAAGUGUCGGCGGGCGCCAAGGACGUCAGCCUCAUCAACACGUACGGCGGGAUCGUCCUCGCGGUCGCGGCCGCCGACGGCGUAUUCGUCGGGCUCAAAUACGCGAUAAUGGAGGUCAUCGGCAUGGACUGGGUCACGCGCGUGCGUAAGACGUGCAUGACGCUCGUGCUCGCGCAGGACAAGAAGUGGUUCGACAAGAGCGAGAACAGCUCGGCGCGCGUCGUGCAGAUCCUCAUCAAGGAUGGCGACGACGCGCGUGCGCUCAUCGCGACGGUGCUCUGCCAGGCGACGGUUGUGACGUCUAUGCUGGGCGUCGGCCUCAUUUGGGCGCUCAUCAGGGGUUGGCAGCUCACCCUCGUUGGAAUUGCGAUAGCCCCGGUGUUUGCACUGUCGAUGGCUGUACAGUCGAAUUUAGUCGCGAAGUGCGAGACGAGAAACAAGCGUGCGCGCGAGGAAGUGGCGAAAGGAUACUAUGAUGCCAUAUCGAAUGUUCGUGGAAUUCGUGCCAUGGGCUUUGAGAGUGCGUUUCAGCGGAAGUUCGAGGAGACAACAGAUCAAGCGCUCUCCGUUGGAGUGCGUGGCGCAUUCAUCGAGGGCUGCACGUACGGUGUCGCUAGUGCUCUCAUUUAUCUCGCGGAAGCCCUCCUCUUCUACGUCGGCGCCGUUCUUAUCGCUCGCGGAACGUAUACUUAUCUGCAGAUGGUCCAAGUACUCCAACUGGUGGUCUUCUCUGUCUCGAUUGGCUCUCAGCUAAUGGGCUUCACUCAGCGCAUUGCAAAGUCCGUGCAAGCAACUCGUGAUUUCAACAGGUUGUUGAAACUCUCGAGAUACACGGAGGAGUCUCGUGGUGUACUGCAACCCGAAAUCGACGGAAGCGUCUCCUUCAGCAACGUCUCUUUCUCCUACCCAGAGCGAUCGGACGUGCCCGUUCUCAAGGACAUCUCGCUCGAUAUCGCUGACGGCGAGUGCGUCGCCAUCGUCGGCGCAUCCGGUUCUGGCAAAUCCACGAUCGCAUCGCUGCUUCAACGUCUCUACGAGCCAGACUUGGGCUCCAUUAGCAUCGGGCUGAACGCGCUGCGUUCGACAGACGUUCAUCAUCUUCGGGAGCACGUCGCGGUCGUCAGCCAACACGCCAACCUCUUCGACACUACCAUCACCGAGAACAUCGCGUACGGGAGCAAAUCGAUAUCGGACGCGGACGUGCGGCGGGCAGCGCAAGCAGCGAACGUACACGAGUUCGUCGAGUCGCUCCCGAAAGGGUACGACACGCACGUGGGCGAGAACGCGUCGCUCAUCUCGGGCGGCCAGGCGCAACGUCUGCAAAUCGCGCGGGCGCUGGCACGUCCGGCGCGUAUUUUGAUUUUGGACGAGUGUACGUCUGCGCUGGACGCGGCGAACGAGGCGGCGGUGAUGGAGACACUUGUGCGGGCGCGCGUUGGGCGGACGACGCUCGUGGUGACACACAAGCUGCAGAUGAUGCGCAUGUGCGAUAGGAUACUCGUCGUGCAUGAUGGUGUCAUUGCGGAGGAAGGCACGUACGAGGAGCUCAUGCAAAAACAUGGCGUGUUUGCGCAAUUGGCGAGCGGCGGUGAAUGGACGCGUUGAUGAUUUACGGAUAUGUUUUUUGUAUUCUGCUCUCAUAUUAAUCCUCGGAUCUGUAGCAUGAUAUACUCUGGAUGUUUUUUUAGUAUCUUUACAGCGGGUUUUCGUCCCCAUGGGUUAUUGGUAUUUUUGUGCGAACUCUACUGUAGCUUUUUUCUUCGAUCUUCGAUCAUUAGUUGAACAUUUUACGGCCUCAGACACUCGUUGUAACAUUAGCAAGGCUUGUAUUGUACCCUCACUCGAGGAAUGACAAAAGCUUAGAAGAUUUUG